Dreissena polymorpha is the source of this 1381-nucleotide messenger RNA. RefSeq names its product something about silencing protein 10-like. Gene Ontology annotation, cellular component: small-subunit processome; nucleolus. Bases 247 to 678 code for a protein of 143 amino acids. The transcript has 12 exons. The record is from RefSeq and is a predicted model, not a curated record. NCBI's taxonomy places the organism in Eukaryota, Metazoa, Mollusca, Bivalvia, Myida, Dreissenidae. Gene Ontology annotation, biological process: maturation of SSU-rRNA from tricistronic rRNA transcript (SSU-rRNA, 5.8S rRNA, LSU-rRNA).
CAUGUUACAGUCAUUCAUGCAGUUCCGGCGUUCAUCCAGUUCCGGCAUUUUUCUAAAUUAGAAAUUAGCCAUCAAUGGGAAAGCAGAGCGAAAGAAGAUUACCUCAAUGUAGUCCGGCUGUCAAGCCGCAAAAUCUGUGAAGUGCUGCUGGAUAAAGGCUAUAAGGAAGACGACACCUACUAUGCAUCAGUCUCUGAUGAGGUUUGCCAGACAGGAAGUCCUGGGGGGCCAAGCGCAGCAAGUACUAUGGACACAACGACAUUGGUGAUCCUGGUGUUGCUGCUGAUGCUGAUGAUGAUGAGUAGGCAGAGUUGGAGGAGAAGGAAGCCCUGUGACUGCAGCGACAGAUGGCCGAGCGGCUUGAUGACCAGGACUUUGAUGGAGGAGCUCCAGGACAGGUUGUGUCCCCUGAAGGCUCUGGUUACUAGGCAACAGUUCACUGGCAAGGCAGCUGAUUACAUGCACACCAAGUACAAACUGGUUCUCAAUUAUUGUAUAUACAUUGUGUUCUAUCUGAUGCUGAAGUCCAAGCAGACGGCCGGACACAACCAUCCUGUCGUCAAACGUCUUCUGCAGUACAGAAAUAUUCUGAAGCAGUUGGAACCUCUGGACGAGCAGAUGAAUGCUGAAGUGGAUAACAUCGUGGCCCGUCUGACAUCUACAUUUUUGGACUUUUGAUUUUGGAUAAAAAAAGAGGAAUUUGUGUUGGAGAAAGACUGGCAAGGUUACGAAGGCAACAGACAAGAAGCGCACCAAACUCAGUGAGCUGGUCUCAGACUCCGGAAGUGCGGACUCGGGUAGCGAGGAUUCUGAUGAAACGUAUGAGGACUUAACUGGCAAAGCAGGCAAAAACAAGGAGAAGGGAGACCAGUAUGAGACGACGGAUGAGAGAGCGGCCCUGGAGUAUUGCCAGAUGAUGAAGGCAGGCCGGCCAGGGGAGGACACUCUGGAUGAAGAGUUUGAACAGGAAUUGAGAAGAAUAUGGGCCUUACAGCCCAUAAGAAGAAAGAGUUGCGCAAUCCAAGGGUGAAACACCGCAUGAAGUAUCGCCGGGCUCAGAUCCGACGUAAAGGACAGUUCGAAACGCUUUGCAAAGUGCACAGAAAGGAUAUCACGGUUGGUAUUACUUCAUAUCAUCCUGAUUGAAGAUUGGGAUAUACACAACUCUAGUUUCUCGAUCUAAAUUUGGAUGUUUGCGAUCGGAUAUUUAUUUGGUUAGGUUCUUGAUAUGUGUGUCAUUAUUAACAACUUUCUGUGUCACUCGUCACUCGAAAUUAACAUAAAAAUGUAUUAAUGUAUGAAAGUAAAGCAGGAUGGACUUUUGAAAUAAAAUGUGUGUGUUCGUGUCACUUAUUUCGAAAUGUCGCUUAAUGGUUAUACA